Molecule: messenger RNA, 3984 nt
Organism: Gekko japonicus
Lineage: Eukaryota; Metazoa; Chordata; Lepidosauria; Squamata; Gekkonidae
Gene: RAB11FIP1
Product: RAB11 family interacting protein 1 (class I)
Exons: 6
Coding region: 27-3971 (1314 amino acids)
Biological process (GO): regulated exocytosis
Cellular component (GO): intracellular membrane-bounded organelle
Molecular function (GO): small GTPase binding
Source: RefSeq, a predicted model, not a curated record
CGCUGACUCCGGAGGCGGACGGAGCGAUGUCGCUGCCGGAGUCGCCGAUGUCCGCGGGGCCGCGCUGGGCCCCGACGCACGUCCAAGUGACGGUCCUUCAGGCGCGGGGACUGCGGGCCAAGGGCAAGGGCGGCGGCGGGAGCGAUGCCUACGCCGUCAUGGCGCUGGGCAAGGAGAAGUUCGCCACGUCGGUGGCCGAGCGGUGCCUGGGCUCGCCCGUGUGGAGGGAGGAGGCCACCUUCGAGCUGCCGCCGCCGCCGCGGCGCGGCCUGUCCGGAUACGAAGAGGAAGAAGGGAGGAGCGCGCAGCCGGCCGUUCUCCAGCUCACCGUCUCCCAUCGCGCCCUGCUGGGACUGGACAAGUUCCUGGGACGCGCCGAGAUCAGCCUGGCGGAGCUGCAGAACGAGGGGGGCCGAAGGACCACUCGAUGGUACAAGCUUCACUCCAAACCGGGAAAAAAAGAAAAAGAGAGGGGUGAAAUAGAGGUGGACAUCCAGUUCAUGAGGAGCAACAUGACAGCCAGCAUGUUUGAUCUCUCUAUGAAAGAUAAGUCCCGGACUCCAUUUGGAAAGCUGAAAAAUAAACUGAAGGGGAAACGGGGAAAUGGAUUGCCAGAUACAGCCUCUGCGAUUAUUCCUAGCAUAACUCACUCACUAGCUGGCAGUGACGAAGAGUCAAACGAGAAAGAGAAGGAAAAGAAAAAAUCAAAGUUCAAGACACUAUUUUCCAAACCUGGCUUGCAGAAAAGCAACAUCUCCCAGUCCAUGUCUGUGCUACCUACUCUCCAACCAGUUACGGAGAGAGUGAGGCUUAGACCAAGUGACUUUCAGUCACGGUGGGAUGAUGAUGACGACAACACUUUAACUCCAGUCUCAGAGAAACCCCCUGCAAAUAGAGCUGAAGAGAACUUCCUUUAUCCUUCUUCUGGAAGAUCUCAUAAGAGAACAGGUAGUGCAGAUUCCAAGCAAUUGAACCAAAUUGCAUCCAGCAGCACCAAGAAAGAUGGGCAUUCUUUAUUUGGUGGCCUCAAGUCCAAAAAUGACCCAGUUUCCCGUUCCAAUGUAUGUAUCAAUGGCAGUCAUGUUUACGUCGAAGAGGGUGAGCCAAAAGGUGAUACCAUUCUAAAAGAGAACACUCCAUCUUCACCUUUCCCUUCCCCUCAGACAUCCCGACGAAAGCAUCUCUUUUCAUCACAAGAGAACCUGACUUCCAUUCCCGGUAAGGACGCUGAAGUGACAGGAGGACUGUCUCUUGACAAAGGACCACCUGAGUCUUCCUCACUGGAGUCCUUCAAAGCCAUGACUUUGCCAUCAUACAAACUGCUUAGUGGUGGGGAUUUGCUAGAAAGUAUCGCUCCAAUGAUUUCAGACACUUCAAAAGAGAUCAAAAAGCAGGAGAACAUGAAGUCUGCCUUGCUGUCCCUUGUGACAGGAAAAAAAGAAGCUGAAAAUAGUUCUGAGGUUUCUGUCAAGGUCAAGGAAGUGAAACGUAAUGAGAGAGAAUUGGCAGGAAAAGAGACAAACCCCUUUGAAGUCCCUGUGGAUUGCAGAAGAGACCAGGGCCCAGAUAAGAGAAAAUCUACAAAUGCCCCUGUUCCAAAGGCAUCCCUCAAUCCUUUUACUGAAAACACCGAGGAAGAGAAAUCAGAAAAAAGUGCAGCCUCUGUGAAACCAUCCCAGGCCAAACCCAUCAAACCCAGACUGGGCGUGUCUUCAGAGGAUGAAACCAAAGCCACUUCUACUGAUUCUGUAUCUCCUACUGUUUCUCCUUUCUGUCUUUCCCAUCCCUCUAGUAAUGACAAUAACCCUUUUACCUCUAAACAUGGUCCAGAAUGGAAAACUGAAGCUUCCAGUCAUUCUGCUAGUCCUCCAUUAAGACUUUCUGCACAGCAUGACAAUAAUCCUUUCACUCCUAAGUGGGGACAAGAAUCCAAAGAAGAUGACCCAGAAUGCUUUAGAGCUAGUCCUUUCUGCAGGCCUUCUCCAGUUGCUAGCAGUGAAAACAAUCCUUUUGCUUCUAAUUGGAGGCAGGAAUCUCAGACAGAGAAUUCUGAAGAUGUGACUAAAUCUCCAAUGUAUCUUUCCCAUCCUCCUCCAAGCCCUGUUCACGAAGAUCCUUUUGUAACUACACUGGAAGACGAUUCUGAAAGUAUUAACAGUCCUCCCACUUCUGUUUCCUUUCCUUCUACCGCUUCUGACCAAGAGCAUAACACUUCAGCAGGCAGUAUUGCUGAUUCCGAGCUCUAUCCCAUUGUGCCUUCAGAGAGCCUUCAGAGUGAAGAUCAAAUGGAUCCUGUGGAGAUUGUUCCCAGGUCUCUUUCUGGAAACCAACCUACACGUUUUUAUGACCGAAUUGGGCGGAUUCUAAAGACACAAGGAGAUGACAAAGAAGUGCAAGUGGUUAAGCCAUUUAAAGAAAACAGUGGAAGCAUAAAGAAGUCGGUGACCUUUGCUGUUGAUGACAUGAGAGAUAACAAUCGAGUAAAUAGUGAUCUGGUUGAGAGCAGGCCUCAUGGGGAAAGUGAGAAUACAGUAGAUCCCACUGGAGGGGAAGGGACACAAAGAUGUGAACUUAUAGAAGAUUGCUAUUUAUCCAUGCCUGAUGAUAGAAGAAUCACUGCAGUUCAUAACACUGGGAGCUCCUUAGAAAGAGAAAAUGAAAUCAGCCCCUCAAUUAAAGGAGAGCCACCAGUACCAAUCCAAAGAGUCCUUAGCCUGUCACCUAAGGAAACAGACAUCUCAAGGAUAGUAUUGAGUAGUAUUUCUUCCUCUGUGCCACCACCAAAGCCAGCUCCAAGAAGUUCUCUAAAACUAAAAAAGGAACCUUUUCCUCUGCCUGAAGCAAACCUAGAAGAUACGACCAGUUCUUCAGAGUUCGAGUUGCUUACAGAUACUUCUCCACUCUCCAGUGAAAAUCCAACAACUGUUAAUUUAAUCACAAUGGAACUUAAUCCUGAAAGUGAGGAUGAACUUUCGCAGAGCAUUAACAACAAUCACUCUGACACUCUCACAGGCAAACAGCUGGACACUUUAGCUGCUGAAGAAUUGCAUCUAAAACCAACAGCCCUUCCAGUUAUUCCUGAAGUAGGCUCUGAUGAUGAGCAGCUAAGUGACAUCCAGAAAGAUGAUGAAGGCUUGUCAAGUGCCCGAGAUGGUUCUUCACAGUUGUGGUCUUCCAUUGAGGAGAGGGAGCUGGCCUCAGACAAGAAAACUACUGGUGAGAGACAGACUGUAUCCCUGCUUGUGAAAAAGACUGGUCUUGAUGAUUGUGUUAAAUCAACCAAAUCGCCAGUCUGUUCUUCAUCAGUAGUGCUUGAGAAUGGAAAUGAGAACAUAAAAGGGUCAGAACAGAAGGAUGUUAACAGUUUGAAGGAAAGCAGAACGGGUGAUUGUCCUGAAUUCUCUGAUAAGUCUGUUUCUCUUUCCUCUCUGUCCAGUUCUUCUCAGCCUUACUCUGCUAGUUCUUUCCAGUCUGGUGCUCUCAGCUCUAAUAAAGCAGAAUCUCCGAAAAAAUCUGCAGCGGAGGGCUUGGAUGUCAAAGUGGACAGUUCUGGCAAGAAGAAGCUGCUUCAGGCAUGGGUUUCACCCUCUGAAACACAUUCCAAUCAAACUCAGCAGAGUGGUGGAACUGUGCCUGCUAAGCUCAGACUUCAUCCUGUGAAGCCAAUGAAUACUACAACAAAUAAACCACCUGCAAAAACCUUGAAUGUCACAGCAAAGAUCCUGGAUAACCAAAAUGAAACCAAUCUAAAGAAAUAUGACCCUUCGGAUCCUGCUUAUGCUUAUGCUCAGCUAACACACGAUGAGCUGAUCCAGCUGGUCUUGAAACAGAAAGAUGUGAUAGCAAAGCGAGAUAACCAGGUGCAGGAACUGGAAGACUACAUUGAUAAUUUGCUGGUCAGAGUCAUGGAAGAAACCCCAAACAUUCUUCGGGCACAACCCCACAUGAACAAAAAAGCCGGACGGAUGUAAAAUGGCAAUGAAA